Molecule: messenger RNA, 2041 nt
Organism: Agrilus planipennis (emerald ash borer)
Lineage: Eukaryota; Metazoa; Arthropoda; Insecta; Coleoptera; Buprestidae
Exons: 2
Coding region: 139-1995 (618 amino acids)
Source: RefSeq, a predicted model, not a curated record
UUGCUUGUCAAAUAUUCAAAAUUCUUGUUCAAAAUAUUGACACAUUCAUUAUGAAAUACGCCAGUUAUACUUCAUUAAUUUUGACUAUAGUACGAUCGAUCCAAUGGUUAAAACGUUGAGAUAAUCCACGACACAACAAUGGGUACAAAACAUCAAAAAAUGAAACCCUUUUCAGAUACAAAUUCAUCCAACAGAAGGGAAAACAUUUCAACCCCUAUAGCUAACAGAAUUGCCGAAAUUAGAUACCAGCUGAUUACGACAUUUUACCAAAUGCAAACGAUCAAAAAUAUUCGAAAUCAAAGUACUACUGAAGAUUCUAAGAUGUAUUUCGAUAUUAAAAUGUUUGAACUCGAAAAUGCCAUAAUGAUUCUUCAGAAACGCCACGAAAAGUUUCAAUCAAAUGUAGCAUCGUUAGUAGAUUAUGUAAAAAACUGCACAACAAAAACAAACAGUCAUUUUGAAAAAAAUGAAUUAUUAACAGAUGAUAAAUCUCCUAUUAAAGAAUAUUUAAGGAAAGAGUCGCCAAAUUUUUCUUCGUUACCAGUUAGUUGUGAAUAUGAAACUACAAAAAAUUAUGAUAAUAAAAACAAUUUCAAACUUCAAUCUAAAUUAGGGGAAGACGUUAAAACGUUUGGGGAUCAUUUUUUUAAUAAAGAAAUAUUCGAAGCGAAAAAGCAAACUUAUCCCUAUCAUUUUUCGACCCCAACAGUAAUGAUGCUUAAUAUUUCAAAACAAGGAAAGGGGAGUUCCUUUCUUAAGAGCAAACUCAAAGAAAAGGCAACAGAUUACCGAAAAACAAAGGAUGACUCUAAGAAAGCAACCAAAAAUGACAAGAAAAAGCCAAGUUCUAACGAAGGUGAUAAGUCAAAGAACAAAACAAAAGAAACGUCGAAAUUCACUGAAAAAGAAGUUAAAAACCCUUUGGAUGCUGAAUUAUCAAUUAGUGAAAUAAAACAGAUUUUAAUCGAAGAAGGAUUUGAAGAACAAAUUACUAGGGCGUAUGAAACCACCGGCAAACAAAUGGAAAUCUUAGACGCUUCUGAACAAAAAACAGAAGAACACUCGCAAGAAAAUGGCGAGAAAACCCAAAUUACAGAUAAACUGUCGAUAUGCACACCGGUCUUCCAGACCAAAGUCAACAAACAGGAAAACGAACCCCAUAAUACUGAUAAUCAGCAUCAGUCCGAAAUUCCCGCAGUUGUAAACAAACCCGAUAUAAAAAAGGCAAAUGCUACAAACGAUAGAAACUUAUUAAUAACAAACUUACUAAACGAAGAAAAAUCGGACGAAAAAAUAGAGAUCGUCAAACCUCAGAUAAUCCGUACUCGUUCGUCUUGGUUUUUCAGUGUAGAAUCAGGAACAAGUGUAAAGUCUAAAUGGAGCAAUCUAACUCAAAACAAGUGUGUACACAAACUUCAAAUAAAAGACAACACAUCGGUGUUAUCCCUCGAUAAAACUAUAACACAAAAGUUAAACACUGUGUCAUCAGUAAGUAAUGAAAAAAUCGAAAAUACUUUAGAAACUAAAAGAUCCCACACGUCAAGAAGUAGAAGCCUAUCAAAAAUCAGCAUGUAUUCUGCAUCAGCAAAUGUUAAAAAAGCAAAUACAAUUAGCAACAAAACGGUUCAGGAAGACCUCUGUAAACCAAAAAUCGUAACUUGUCCAAAUUUGAAAAGGCCACCAAACUUCUUCACCAAAAAGCGAUCGCAAUCCGAAAAGAGUAGACCUGUUAAUACAAAUAACAAACCGGUGAAAACUAGGGAAUCUGAUGGCAAGAGAUCCAACACAGUUAACAUCACCGAAUAUCGCCAAAACAAGUCAUCUGCUCUCAAAGCAUCUCAUACUGCGGCAAAACUGGCUCAAGCUGACAAAAGAAGAGCACGUGAAAUGGCCGUAGAAUCGGACGAUGGAACAAUCGCAUCUGGAUUAGAAUACAGUAACAAGUCAAAAAACAUCACGCAGAAAGAUGUUGCGCUUUCAUUUCCAAAAUCAUGAAAAAUCGUACUAUCGGGCCAGGAGUUUGGUAAAAAAUUGUACACAG